Messenger RNA from Lathyrus sativus (Indian pea), 1539 nucleotides. The record is from the annotation of a GenBank genome assembly. Lineage: Eukaryota; Viridiplantae; Streptophyta; Magnoliopsida; Fabales; Fabaceae.
AUGAUGGGGUUCAACCGUGUCUACUUCAUCUAUGCACUCUUUCUUACCAUUCUCGUAAACGCCAACGCUUCAAUUCAUCACUACACCAACCAACCCUUCACUCACCGUUCCAACGCUUUCUUCUUCCACGCCGGCACCGAAGCUAUCUUCUCCUCCUCUUCCUCUUUCAUCAGGUUUGAAACGGUGUCCUUCACCAGACCCAGAGAAUCUGCUCUCACCCAUGGCCAAAUGCAAACCCACACUGGUCUUGUUGAAGCUAUUAUUCUUGAAGUUAAGGACAGAAACAGAAUUGGUGGAUUCUAUUUUAAUCCCAAAUCUGAUUUCAUUUGUUGUACCCCUGAUCUUGCUAAACAGUAUAACUGUAAUCUGGGCGAAGUUAUCAUUCAUAAUAAUCCUGAUAAGCCUGACUUUCCCAAACGGAUCAAAACCUUUUUCCGAGGAAUCGAUGAAGUUGCUCGCAUGGAUCCUCAAACUGUUGAAAUCAAUGCUACUGGGAUGUAUUAUCUUUACUUCAUGUUUUGUGAUCCUAACCUCAAAGGGACUACUGUUACAGGAAAAACUGUGUGGAGAAAUCCUAAUGGUUAUCUUCCUGGUAAAAUGGCACCUCUUAUGACCCUUUACGGUUUCAUGUCUUUGGCUUAUCUGUUACUAGGUCUUCUAUGGUUUUUGAGGUUUCUUCAGUUUUGGAAAGAGAAGGAUAUUGUUCAUGUCCACCUUCACUACCAUAUCACCGCUGUUAUUGCUCUUGGGAUGUGUGAGAUGGCUUUAUGGUAUUUUGAGUAUGCCAAUUUCAAUGUUACUGGCACCAGGCCUAUGGGAAUUACCAUAUGGGCUGUUACUUUCACAUCUGUUAAGAAGACGCUUUCGAGGUUGCUUCUGCUUGUUGUAUCUAUGGGAUAUGGUGUUGUCCGUCCUACGCUUGGUGCACAGGGGGUUACAUAUAGAGUUGUGCUUCUUGGGGUCAUGUACUUUGUUGCAUGUGAAGCGUUUGAGCUUGUUGAGCAUUUGGGGAACAUCAAUGACUUCUCUGGGAAAUCUAAGUUGCUGUUGGUACUCCCUGUUGUUUGCCUUGAUUCCUGCUUCAUCCUCUGGAUCUUUUCUUCCUUGUCUAAAACCUUGGAGAAACUGCAGACGCGGAGAAACUUAGCUAAGCUGGAGAUCUAUCGAAAAUUUACAAAUACCCUUGCCGUGUCUGUGCUACUGUCCAUUGCAUGGAUUGGCUUUGAGCUGUACUUCAAUGCAACUGAUCCUCUAAGCGAGCUGUGGCAAAUUGCUUGGAUUAUUCCUGCUUUCUGGUCCCUGCUUUCAUAUACUCUCUUGCUGGUGAUAUGUGUACUCUGGGCUCCUUCUCGAAACCCUACUAGGUAUGCAUACUUAGAGGGAACAGAUGACAUUGACGAGGAAGGUAUCUCUCUGACAAGCAGCAUUGCAAAGAUGAGUGGGGAUGUGACGGCCAAUCUUGAGCGGAAAGAAAGAAAAGGUUCUAGUGCCACAAAUCUUGCAAUUGCAGAAGAUAUUGAGGAGGAUAAACGAGAAUAA